Frieseomelitta varia is the source of this 2193-nucleotide messenger RNA. It is a transcript of the gene shv, whose product is annotated as dnaJ homolog shv. The transcript is spliced from 4 exons. The record is from RefSeq and is a predicted model, not a curated record. NCBI's taxonomy places the organism in Eukaryota, Metazoa, Arthropoda, Insecta, Hymenoptera, Apidae. Gene Ontology annotation, molecular function: misfolded protein binding. Gene Ontology annotation, cellular component: endoplasmic reticulum. The coding region runs from base 53 to 1165 and encodes 370 amino acids. Gene Ontology annotation, biological process: protein maturation; protein folding.
GGAUAAAUUGAAUUCGACGCACCAAUCAGGAGCAUCCACGAUCUAAGCUCCGAUGUUUGUUGUAAGUUGUAGAAUAACGUCUGCUAGAAUGGCAGCAAUAAAAUUGAUUUGGUCGUUAUUCAUAAAUUUAACAAUAUUUGUAAUAUUAACUGUGGCAGGGAGAGAUUUUUAUGCCAUUUUAGGCAUACCAUCGACAGCAAGCCAACAUGCAAUAAAGAAAGCAUACAGAAAGUUGGCGAAAGAAUUACAUCCUGAUAAAAAUAAAGAUGAUCCAGAUGCUUCUCAGAAAUUUCAAGAUCUAGGUGCAGCUUAUGAGGUCCUCUCAGAUAAUGAGAAGAGAGAAAUGUAUGACAAAUGUGGAGAAGAAUGUUUAAAGAAGGAUGGCAUGAUGAACAAUGCUGAUCCGUUUGCAAGUUUUUUUGGUGAUUUUGGCUUCCACUUUGGUGGAGAGUCUCAACAUCAGCAAGAAACACCUAAAGGUUCCAAUAUUAUAAUAGACUUAGUAGUUACUUUAGAAGAAUUGUAUAGUGGAAACUUUAUAGAGAUAACAAGAAAUAAGCCAGUUGCGAAGGCAGCAAAAGGAACAAGAAAGUGUAAUUGCAGACAAGAAUUAGUUACUCGUAAUUUAGGGAAUGGAAGAUUUCAAAUGAUGCAACAAUCAGUUUGUUCAGAAUGUCCAAAUGUUAAAUUUGUUACUGAAGAACGUGUACUGGAGGUUGAAGUAGAACCUGGUAUGGUAGAUGGACAGGAGACAAAAUUUACAGCAGAAGGUGAACCACAUUUGGACGGGGAACCUGGAGAUUUAAUUUUAAAGAUACGAACCCAACCACAUCCAGUCUUUGAAAGAAUUGGUGACGAUCUAUACACAAAUGUUACUAUAUCUAUGCAAGAUGCAUUGAUAGGUUUUAAAAUGGAUAUAGAACAUUUAGAUGGUCACAAAGUGACUAUUCAGAGAGAUAAAGUAACCAAACCAGGAGCUCGUAUUAGAAAAAAAGGAGAAGGAAUGCCUAAUUAUGAAAACAAUAAUCUUCAUGGAACUUUAUAUAUUACAUUUGACGUUGCAUUCCCUGAAACAGAAUUCACUGAUACACAGAAAGAAGAAAUAAAAAGUUUACUUCAACAAGGUUCUGUAAAUCGAAUUUAUAAUGGAAUAAGAGGAAAUUAAGAACUUUAAGUGCAAUGUAUGUACAAAGUGAGAGUAUAAAGAGUGCAUACAACUAAGGUGUGUGUGUUAACUCUGUGUGUUUCUAUAUCAAGUGGUGUUUUCGCUUCCUUGAAAUAUGAAUACCAACAGGUUUGGUAACCAGCCAUGAGGUUAGUAGAAGUGAAUACAUGUAGCAAACGUAAUAACCAUUGCAACACGUACUUCCUUUUUGAGUUUAAGAGACUGGUCACAUACAUUAUUGCCAAUUACUUAUAUGGAUGUCAGCAAUGGUUAAGUAGUUUAUUUAAAAAAAUAAGUUAUUUUUUCUUUAACAUGCGUGGGUGAUGUAUGAGUGUUUUACAUGAACAGAAAUUUUGCAUUUAAAUAGUUUUUAAAUAUUGGACUUAGUAUCCAAAGACAAACAAUUAGCAAACUAUUGUAUUACAAUUUUUCUAUUGAUAUUAUUUGCAAUAAAAUGUACGACACCAUCCGUCAUCAAUAAGAAAUAAGGAUUAUACAAUCAUUUAACUUGCAUUUCAAAUUUUUAUUAAGUAAGUAUAAUUCUUUCAUCAAAUACAACACAAUAUGUUGUAAUGUUUUGUUGCCUUGUGAAUAGUAACUUUAGAAUCUUUGAUAAAAUGGAGGCCACAAAUAAAUUAUAAUUUUUGUAUUUUUAUCAUAAUUCUAAUGUACUUACACCUGUAGUUUUUGUUAAUUUAUCAUUCAGUUUAUAUAAUUAUCUCAAGUACGUCACCGAUUCAUGUUACAAUCAUAUUAAAAGUUAGUGCACAAAUAUUUCACGUAGAACCGAUUUUAAUUCUAUUGAAUAGUGAACUUCAUUUUGUUUGCAAGUAAAAAUCAUUUGCACUGAACUAAAAUCACUGAACGAUUUCGUAGUCCUAAUGAAAAAUAGUCAUAUGCAUAAAUAGUAAAUAUUUUUCUAAACGAAUUAGCACAUUUUACAAAUUCUUAAGUCGGGUAUCAUUAGACCAAUAAUGUGACUUGUCUAUUUCCUAGUUAUCUCAAGAUAAUAAACAAAUUAUUUUAUA